Messenger RNA from Sardina pilchardus (European sardine), 1900 nucleotides. It is a transcript of the gene tyrp1b, whose product is annotated as tyrosinase-related protein 1b. Gene Ontology annotation, biological process: melanosome organization; melanocyte differentiation. The coding region runs from base 227 to 1807 and encodes 526 amino acids. Lineage: Eukaryota; Metazoa; Chordata; Actinopteri; Clupeiformes; Clupeidae. The record is from RefSeq and is a predicted model, not a curated record. Gene Ontology annotation, molecular function: oxidoreductase activity. The transcript has 8 exons. Gene Ontology annotation, cellular component: melanosome.
ACGGAGUACAGAGAGGGGGUAAAAGAGAGAGAGAGAGAGAGAGAGAGAGAAGAGAAGAGAGGGGGAGCAGGAUAGAGAAAGAACAAAAAGGACUUCACAUGAGAUGAGCAAGUGAACUGCUGUGCUGUAUUCUCAAGUGUGUGGCUUUGUCUUGUUGAAUGAGCGGGAGGAGACGUGAAGAAGCUGCUGUAUCUCCGCGUUGGUAUUGAGUACGAGUGAGCCGAGCAUGUGGCGGACUGUGUUGCUGGUGUGUGUGAGUGCUACGCUGGUGCAGUGCCAGUUUCCCAGGGAGUGUGUGACUCCAGAAGGACUGCGGAGUGGCCGGUGCUGUCCCUCUCCUCCAGGAAGCAGCGAUGACCCGUGUGGGGUCAACCAGGGUAGGGGUGCGUGUGUGCCUAUCGCAGCUGACCGCCGCCCUCACGGUCCGCAGUACCCCCACGAUGGGCGCGAUGACCGGGAACGCUGGCCACUACGCUUCUUCAACCAGACCUGUCAGUGUGCCGGAAACUUCUCUGGCCACCACUGUGGACGCUGCCGACAUGGUCUGAGUGGACCCAACUGUGACCAGCGUGUGACCGUGGUGCGCCGUAACGUGAUGCAGAUGAGCGCUGCUGAAAAGCAGGCGUUUAUCAACGCACUGGACAUGGCCAAGCGCACCGUCCACCCUGACCUGGUCAUCUGCACGCGCCGCUACCAGGACAUCUAUGGGCCGGACGGCAACACGCCCCAGUUUGAGAACAUCACCAUCUACAACUACUUUGUGUGGACACACUUCUUCUCGGUCAAGAAGACCUUCAUGGGGGCAGGGCAGCCCAGCUUUGGGGGAGUGGACUUCUCCCACGAGGGCCCGGGAUUCGUCACCUGGCACAGAUAUCACCUGCUGCACCUGGAGAGAGACAUGCAGGAAAUGCUUCAGGACCCAACAUUUGCCCUGCCCUACUGGAACUUUGCCAUUGGCGGUAGUGAGUGUGACAUCUGCACUGAUGACCUGAUGGGUGCGCGCAGCAGCUUUGAGUCUGCAGGCCUCAGCCCCAACUCUGUCUUCUCCCAGUGGAGGGUCAUCUGUGAGGGGGUGGACGACUACGACACCUUGGGCACCAUUUGCAACAGCACUGAGACCAGCCCCAUCCAGAGGAACCCUGCAGGCAACGUGGCGCGGCCCAUGGUGCAGCGUCUGCCCCAGCCUCAGGACGUGGUGGACUGCCUGGAGCUCAACGCCUUCGACACACCACCCUACUACUCCACCUCCUCCCAGAGCUUCAGGAACACCAUAGAGGGCUACAGUGCCCCUCAGGGCGGUUAUGAUCCUGUGGUGCGUAGUCUCCAUAAUCUGGCGCACCUGUUCUUGAACGGCACCGGAGGCCAGACGCACCUGUCCCCCAACGACCCCAUCUUCGUGCUGCUGCACACCUUCACGGACGCCAUCUUCGACGAGUGGCUGAGACGACACAGCCCAGGUGAGGUGGUGUACCCAGAAGAGAAUGCUCCCAUUGGACACAACCGCCAGUUCAACAUGGUUCCCUUCUGGCCACCGGUGACCAACGCCGAGAUGUUUGUGGCAGCUCCAGACAACCUGGGAUACACCUAUGAGGUCCAGUGGCCCACUCGCCCCUACACGCUGUCUGAGAUCAUCACCAUCGGGAUCGUGGCGGCCGUGCUGGUGGUGGCCGUGCUGGGCGCCGUGAUCGCGUGUGCGGUGCGAGCGCGCUCCUACAGCUCCGAGGGCCUGGAGCCACUGCUGGGGGAACAGUUCCGCCGCUACUCGGAGGACGAGAGACGAGUGGAUAAGAUCCAGUCAGUGGUCUGAGGGGGUCUGGGAGGGUGUCUGGGAGGGUGUCUGUGUUCUGCUUUUUUAAUUAUUAUUCCUAAACUCCCUCUGGGGAAAUAAAGUUAUACUGGU